ACUAACCCAACCCAAACCCAAACCCAAUUCCACACUUAAACGCCUCAGCUUAACCUUAACACCUCUCUCUCUCUUCUUCUUCUUCUUCUUCAAUCAAUGGAGAAUCAGAGCCAGAGCACAUGCGAGAAGCUUAACGGAAUGGCUACCAUAGUCGGUGCCUACGUGGCAUCCGCCUUCUUUGCCUCAUUGGAGCGUUGUUCUUGCAUCAACCUUUCCACCACCGACGAUCACGAUGGGAUCGACGGCAGCGAAGAGAGCCACGAUCGUCCACUCAUGCUCUCCGCUUCCAGAUCUGUUAAUCUCAGUGAUCACCGACCUCAAAACGACGUCGUUAACCUCCCUGUCUGAUGAUCUGAUCAUCGAUUGAGGUUUUUUCCUUCUCGGUUUUCUGAUUAUCAUAUAUAUAAUGCUUGUAAUAAUGAUCAAAGAUUGAAAAAAAACCAGAAAAAAAAAAUUAACGCCAAUUGUUUUCGUUUUAGGUAUUGGUUUGCUUACAUUUUUCUUGAUUAUGGUGUGCUUUUUCUGAGAAUUUUCAUUUCUACUAUUAUCGUUAAUUUCUUUGA
This is a messenger RNA of Cannabis sativa, 563 nucleotides long. RefSeq lists its product as uncharacterized. The record is from RefSeq and is a predicted model, not a curated record. NCBI's taxonomy places the organism in Eukaryota, Viridiplantae, Streptophyta, Magnoliopsida, Rosales, Cannabaceae. The coding region runs from base 97 to 348 and encodes 83 amino acids. The transcript has a single exon.